AUACAACACGUGUUACUGUUGAUCCUCCUGGUAAAUUAUUUAUCACACUGAUAAUAAAUGACUCAUUCCGGAAGUGACAAGUACAAUGCGGGCUUGAGAAUAAAGUUUACUGGGCAUUCGCGUCUUACUCAGGGAGGAUGCCAGAUCUUCAGGACAUUUCCAAUGCUAUAUCAGAGCUGCAGCCUGAAGCCAUCACUGAUAUUGGUGUGCUUGCAUCCAAGAAAGACCCUCCAGCAGACUACAAUGUUGUUGCACAAACAACAGAUGGCUUUGACGCCAACCUUUGGAAGGACAGCAUAUUCAAAUCCAAGGUCACGCGCUAUCUGUGUUUCAGCCGAGCCUCGAAAAAUAAGCAAUUAUGCAACGUAGUGGUGGACAUGAAGCUGAUGGACUUGAAGGAAACUCUGCCCGAGGGCUUCACUUCAAUUCAAGACACCAUGGAUAGCCAGGAACAGGCUUUGAAGAAGGAAAGGUUGUGUGUCAAGUUGGUCCCCAGACACACUACUAAUACGGCUAUAUGUGAUCUGAUCAUCCAGGGAAAGUCCAAGCAUGGUCUUGCUAAUUACACAUAUAUAGGAGAGAUGAAUAGUUUGGGGAUUUGGUGUCAGUUGGGAAACAUCACUAAGUUGAAGGACACAGGACACAAAACCUCGUCUGCAUCUUCAUACACUUCUGAUGUUGUCAGGCAAUUCCCUGUGUCCCCAACAUCUAGUCCUACCAAAAAGAACAUUGUCAGACCGGAUUAUGAACACCACAUCCACAACCUUUACACCACAUCAGCCUUGGAUGAUAUACCAUUUACGAUCUGUAAAAAAUGUGUCUCCACAUCCAGAGUUGAAAUACAGCCAGUCCAUUUAAUGGGCAUUACCAUAAAAUCGCCACAAGAGAUUGAGGAGGAAUACAGUUACUCUUUUAACACUGAACACGGUGCUGUAGCCUUCUGAUGGACCAAGUGACCCUGACAUAAUUCAUGCAUGUCAGCAUCUGUUGUCUUUCAACAAACAGUCUAAAGAUUGUGCCUCUUUAAACAUGAAAUCAAAAUAUAUCUAUGUGAAUUUACAUUCUUAUUGUUCUUGGAGCAAUUCAGCAGUGCAUGUAAUUAUUACUAAUGAAAUAUAAUAUUCCUUUUUUUAUAGCUUGUUGUUAGUUAUUGUCUGUAGCACUUCAGGUUUCAGAUUUUUUAAAGUUUGUAGCAGACACUUCCCAGCUUAAUACUGUAUAAAGAAUGUUAUUACAAAAACAACUUUUAAAUUUGCAUUUGUAAAUUUGCUUUCGAUAAAAGCAUCUGCUAAAUGGAUAAACGUAAAUGUAAAUAAAUGUUUUGAUGGGUACUCGAAAGUAAUGGUUU
Messenger RNA from Paramisgurnus dabryanus, 1348 nucleotides. RefSeq names its product multivesicular body subunit 12Bb (gene mvb12bb). The record is from RefSeq and is a predicted model, not a curated record. Lineage: Eukaryota; Metazoa; Chordata; Actinopteri; Cypriniformes; Cobitidae. Gene Ontology annotation, cellular component: late endosome; ESCRT I complex. Gene Ontology annotation, biological process: virus maturation; viral budding; regulation of epidermal growth factor receptor signaling pathway.